AUGGCAUUAUAUUACAACUUGGUGUUUGGCCUCUUGGUCAUCGAAAUGGCCUUCUUCGGCAUCCUUUCCUUGCCCUACCCCAGAAAGAUAAGAAGAACAAUCUUGACAACAGUGUCCGCGCCGUUUAAAAACGAGCAGUUUCAAAUCGCAUUGAAGUGCAUAUUGGGCUUUGUCUUUGUCUUAUUCAUUGACUCCGUCAACCGAGUCUACGCCGUGACGUCCGAGUUGCACUCGAGCACCACGGCUCAUCCGGGUUCUUCGGUGAUGAAUGAUCGUUCCGAGAUCCAAGCGCGCAGGUUCUACGCGCAGAGAAACAUGUACCUUUGCGGCUUCACGUUGUUCUUGACUUUGAUCUUGACAAGAACUUACAAUUUGGUGGUUGAGUUGAUUACUACGAAGGAUAAGGUUGACGAGUUGCAAAAGGGGCAAAAGUUGGAGCUGCACACGAGCGGCGAUGUUGAGAGUGAAGAUAUCACGCAGUUGAAGAACAAGUUGGCGGAAAAGGACGCCGAGUUGGAGAUCUUGAAGGGCCAGGCUAGGAGCUUGGACAAGGAUUACGAUGAUGUUACUGAUGUCAAGAAAACUGCGCCACUCGCUACGGGUGGUGUGGUUGAGGAAGAGGUUAGCGAGUUGCGGAACAGAAUAUAA
Molecule: messenger RNA, 648 nt
Organism: Lodderomyces beijingensis
Lineage: Eukaryota; Fungi; Ascomycota; Pichiomycetes; Serinales; Debaryomycetaceae
Source: the annotation of a GenBank genome assembly